This is a messenger RNA of Cydia amplana, 1602 nucleotides long. RefSeq names its product collagen alpha-1(X) chain-like. Lineage: Eukaryota; Metazoa; Arthropoda; Insecta; Lepidoptera; Tortricidae. The transcript has 3 exons. Gene Ontology annotation, molecular function: chitin binding. The record is from RefSeq and is a predicted model, not a curated record. Bases 120 to 1427 code for a protein of 435 amino acids. Gene Ontology annotation, cellular component: extracellular region.
CGCACCCUGCGUUGCCAUGGCGACGCGCAUAUAAGCGUGCGCCGGCGCCGUCCCGCACAGUACGCGACGCUAGCCCGUACGCACACGGUAUAGCUUAAGCUUUGUGAAGCAGCACCAACAUGAUGCUACGUUUGUCAACUUUUAUUGCGUUACUGGCUGUUACAUUGGCCCAAACCGGCUACGAAUACAACAAACCGAACCAACCGUUUGGACCGGGCACUACGCCGAACCGACCCGGUUUCCCUGGAACCGGUGGGACCUCUGGCGGCUACCCCAGCUCUCCGACUGCACCAUCUUCCCCCAGCGGACCUCAGCGUGACGAGUACCCCAGCACUGCAGGCGGGUCUACCCCGGGCUUCCCUUCUGGAUCUCCUAGCUACCCUUCUGGCCCUAAUCAAGGCUUUCCAGGCUCUAGCCAACAACCAGGACAACCUGGACAGUCCAGACCGCAAGGUGGAGCCGGAUUUCAGCCUACUUUCCCAUCUGGGCCACAGAACGUUCCGGGGCAGCCCGGCGCGGGACCCUCUGGAACCGGUUUCGGCUCUGACACUGGCGUCUAUGAGGGUGGAGACUACUCUGCUAUCCCCGGCGAACCAGACAGGGACUACCCCAUCCUUACCGAGAUCCCUCAGACGUCCUUCAGAUGCGAUGCUCAGGCUUAUCCGGGGUACUACGCCGAUGUCGAGGCCCGCUGCCAAGUCUUCCACGUGUGCGCCAACAACAGAACCUAUGAUUUCCUCUGCCCCAACGGAACCAUCUUCUCCCAGCAAGUCUUCGUCUGCGUUUGGUGGAAUCAGUUCGACUGCAACUCUGCCCCUGGUCUAUACGAGUUGAACGCAAAUCUCUACCAAGAAUCCCCAAGACCCGGUUCUGCUCAACAAGACUACACUCUGCAAGGUCCCUCAGCUUCCUACCCUGGUAGCAUUGGUCCUCAAGGUCCUUCCUCUUCUUACCCUGGCGGCAACGCUCAGCAAGGUCCUUCGUCAUCUUAUCCAGGUAGCAAUACCCCUCAAGGUCCUUCAUCUUCUUAUCCCGGCGGCAACGCUCCUCAAGGCACACCAUCCUACCCUGGCAACACUCCCCAAAGGCCUUCCUCAUCCUUUCCCGGUACCCCGCAAGGGCCUUCGCCGACGUACCCUGGUAGUUCAGGACCACAAGGUCCUUCGUCCUCUUAUCCCGGGAGCGCGGGUCCAUCUUCUGGUUUCCCAGGCUCUAGCAGUCCGCAGGGACCCACGUCAUCCUACCCAGGAUCGCAAACUGCGUCGGGUUACCCUGGCUCUUCUACUGGAACCUUCCAAGGGUAUCCCUCGGGGGCACCUACCGGUCCGAGCUUCCCCACCGGUGGAAACACCGGCAGACCACAGAGUCCCUCCAACGACAACUACCCAAAACCACCCAACAGAGAGUACCUGCCACCUAGAAAUUGAGCCAUCCCGAUCUAUUGGUAACACAAUGUACCUAUCUAGAUAGAAAGACUUGGAGCUGUUAAGUUACUUUUAACUGUAGUCGCGUUGUGAAAACUACGUAAGUAGUAGUUGCCAUAAUGUUGUAUUUUUGUAGCCAGCCAGUAUUCUGAAGAUUAACGUCAUUGACACACACCUA